Messenger RNA from Stylophora pistillata, 995 nucleotides. RefSeq names its product cytochrome c oxidase subunit FA4. Gene Ontology annotation, cellular component: respiratory chain complex IV. NCBI's taxonomy places the organism in Eukaryota, Metazoa, Cnidaria, Anthozoa, Scleractinia, Pocilloporidae. The record is from RefSeq and is a predicted model, not a curated record.
CUUUUGGUUCAGAAUACAGGUGAAGUGCUUCGGGCCACUUUGGCAGCGUUCCCUGCAAAUUAUCGCAAAACUAAGCUUGCAAGGCGUUUUAACUGUUUUCUUUGAAGAUCUAAAAUGGUCCUUGCUCUGCUCAGAAAAUCACCAGAGCUGACACCUCUGUUCUUGAUUAUCGGCACUGGCUGUGCUGGAGCUGUGGCUUUUACGAUCAGACAAGCAACGAAAAACCCUGAAGCGAGUUGGGACAAAAAGAAUAACCCUCAUCCCUGGCUUAAUGUCAAGCAUGAUGAACAACUUAAGCUUUACAGUCAUACAGAUUACUCAAAGCUUGAAAAAGCCCGGCCAGAUGCAGAAUCAUAAUGAGCCUUGGAGUGUAUGGAAAAGAUUUCCAGGGAGACAAUGAAGCCCCACUGGGUUUGCACUAAAAAAAAACUUUUAGUAUUGCUAAGCAUAUAAUAUUAGAUAAUUAAAACCUACUAAGCACAAGGCUGCUUCAAGAGAUGUACUUUUCUUUAAAAAUUUAGGGUGAUAUUUUUUUCUUAAAAUUGUACUGACAAAUUUUCAAAAACAUUGACAUCUAAAAUCAAACUCAGACAAUGAAAAGACAAUCGUGGUUUUCAUUGAAAGGUAUUUAAUCCUAUAAACCCUUGCUCUUGGCUGAACUUUGAAAGUAAAUUUUUCAAUUUGACAAAACAUACCUCUGCGAACUUUACAUUAAAAAAAAAAUGCAUGUUCCAGUUCAUAGUAAGGCACACAAAAUGUAUUCACUUUUUUGUACACAAGAAAACUCAUCAAAUCCUCGUUUGAGUUCUUAAAUUGAAAUCAAUACUGUACUGGUUUUGUUUAAUAUUCUCAACAAAAACUUGAAGAUAAAAGUAAAAGACACAGCAAAUGUAGACCGUCCUCACCCCUGGGGAGUGCUCUUAAAUUUGAAGUGACAUGAAAAAAGGAAAGGCUCUCAUUUGUUUGAAAUUUGUGAUUAAAAAAUCUUAAGACCA